GGUCCGCGGAUCUGCUACAUGAUGAACAGAGAGAGGAGCUAGAGGCACAGUUGCGUAAUCGGCAUCACUGGGAAUCUGAUUUGGACCGAGCAGGAAGCAACAGCCACUUUACAGAAGGAACACAAUCACUUUAAACAUGGAAAAAAAACAGAUCAUUAACUUCGGUGCUGGACCUGCAAAGCUACCACAGUCUGUGCUGUUCCAGGCGCAGAAAGAACUGCUCGACUAUAAUGGCAGCGGGAUCAGUGUCCUGGAGAUGAGCCAUCGGUCGUCAGACUUCACCAAGAUCAUGAACACCACAGAAAACCUGUUACGGGAGCUACUGAGUAUCCCAGACAACUACAAAGUCAUGUUCCUCCAGGGGGGCGGGACGGGCCAGUUUAGUGCCGUCCCCCUCAAUCUGAUUGGUCUAAAGGAGGAUAGGUGUGCUGAUUACCUAGUGACGGGCACCUGGUCGUCCAAUGCUGCCAAGGAAGCUGAGAAAUACGGCAAGGUCAACGUGGUUCACCCCAAACUGGACACCUACACCAAGAUCCCUGACCCCAGCAGUUGGUCGUUGACCCCUGGAUCGUCCUACGUGUAUUACUGCUGCAACGAGACAGUGCACGGCGUGGAGUACAACUUCAUCCCCGAAACCCACGGAGCCGUCCUGGUCUCUGACAUGUCAUCGAACUUCCUGUCCCGACCCGUCGACGUUUCCAAGUUUGGGCUGAUCUUCGCGGGGGCUCAGAAGAACGUGGGCUGUGCUGGUGUUACCGUGGUGAUCGUGAGAGAGGAUCUCAUUGGCCACACUCUGACGGAGUGUCCCGUUGUCCUUAACUACCAAGUGCAGACUCAGAACAACUCCCUGUACAACACACCAGCCUGCUUCAG
Molecule: messenger RNA, 873 nt
Organism: Salvelinus sp. IW2-2015
Lineage: Eukaryota; Metazoa; Chordata; Actinopteri; Salmoniformes; Salmonidae
Gene: psat1
Product: phosphoserine aminotransferase 1
Biological process (GO): L-serine biosynthetic process
Cellular component (GO): cytoplasm
Molecular function (GO): pyridoxal phosphate binding; O-phospho-L-serine:2-oxoglutarate transaminase activity
Source: RefSeq, a predicted model, not a curated record